Molecule: messenger RNA, 782 nt
Organism: Penicillium subrubescens
Lineage: Eukaryota; Fungi; Ascomycota; Eurotiomycetes; Eurotiales; Aspergillaceae
Gene: tim9
Product: protein transporter TIM9
Exons: 3
Coding region: 125-397 (90 amino acids)
Source: RefSeq, a predicted model, not a curated record
GGACAAACGUAGUUGCGCCGAGAAGCAGCUUCGGAGCUCCACGCCUCGCCGAACCGGUUGUUAUUUUACAUCAGACGUCCACUCUAUCAACCAACCAAUCUCAAUCAAAACACUAUCACACAUAAUGGACGGCCUCAACGCAAACGAGCAGCGCGAGUUCGCUGCCCGCAUGGAGCGCAAGCAGCUGAAGGAGUUUAUGACUAUGUACUCCAAGAUGGUCCAGCGCUGCUUCGAUGACUGCGUCAACGAUUUCACCACCAAGUCCCUGAUCAAUCGCGAAGAGCAGUGCAUCAUGCGCUGCGUCGACAAGCACCUCAAGAGCUCCCAACGCCUGAACGAGCGAUUCCAGGAGCAGAACGCUGCUAUGAUGCAGAGCGGCCAGCUGGGCGGCAAAUAAGCGUCUAAUAUCUGAUAGCCGGGGUCCCGAGGGUGUCUUGAUGUUGAGGAAACAGAGAUCAAGACAGGAGAGAAUUGAUGAUGGAAGAAGAGUUGUAUUUCGCCCGGGCCGAGUGUCAGGGCCGAGAUAUCUGAGCACCUGAACGGCCUGGGGACCUCCCCUCUAUGGGAACCGAUUGAAACUUCCCCCGGUAAACCGAUGCUCGUGUAAUCUGUGUUUCAGGGAUUGCCGGGGGAAUCGGUUCCCUUCAUGUACCAUAGUGAUUUGGACGGGAUGUAAUAGGGAGAAUGAACAUCCCUAUCCAUUCUGAUCUUGAAAUAUAAAAGCGGCAUCGUCCCAUGUGCCGAGAGGAGUGUCUUCGUCUGCAUAGGAUCGUGAAUAUUAG